Messenger RNA from Morchella importuna, 807 nucleotides. RefSeq lists its product as uncharacterized. The transcript has 4 exons. NCBI's taxonomy places the organism in Eukaryota, Fungi, Ascomycota, Pezizomycetes, Pezizales, Morchellaceae. The coding region runs from base 1 to 807 and encodes 268 amino acids. The record is from RefSeq and is a predicted model, not a curated record.
AUGGUGCUGUUCUACGACCUCUCCGCCAACCACAGCCACUCCACCGCAGCUCAGAUCCUGCACGGCACCAGCAGCACUACCACCACCAAUGCAAUGACCCAGGAAAGGCUCAACAGGGAGCACCCGCUGUCGCGGCUGCUGGCGGCGUACCCGAUUCUGGCGGGGAUGGCCCAGUGGCUGGACCACACGGAUCUCGAGAGCCUGAGCGGGGCGUGCUGGCAGUUCCGCGAGAACAUGGGGCAGCACCGCAGUGGGCUGCUGCGGAUGAGCUUGAGGAGGUGUGGGACGCCGUAUUGUAGGAACUGCAUCCACAAGCCCUCAACGACAACACUAAACUGCCGCUCCGUGCCCCUCUGCGGCCCCUGCGGCUCCCUCCCGCCGCACCCCACCACCCCCGCGCGCUGCACCUGCGACAGCACAACAUGGAUCUGCAAGGACUGCAUCACCUACACGUACGCCGGCGGCGGCAGCAGCCGCAUCCCCUUCGACGUCAACUGGUACUUUGGCGGCCCCCUCUGCCUGCUGUGCCACGAGAAGCCCACGGAGAAGCUGUAUCGGUUGCACCCGGUUGAGAAAUGGGUAAGGACGAUAUGUACGUGGUGCAACGGGAUGGUGUGGAGCAAAAAGGACAUCAAGGACAUGGAAGACAUGCCGACGGCGGCGGCGGCGCUGGGGGCCUCCUCCUCCUCCUCCUCUACGGCCGCCAGUACUGCUGUAGUGGCGACGCCGCCACCGCCGCCGCCCACGGGCGAAGAAGAAGAGGAGGAUGGCAGAUAUACUUUUCACUCGUCCUCGUGUAUGGGAUAG